AACCUUAAAUAUUCAAACCUUUUUAUUUUUUUUAGUCAAGAAUUAUUUCUUACGCAAGAUAAUGUCUUCUUUUUCUACGCCAAGUUCUUCAAUUUUCUAUGCUCUACUGUGCAAGAUUGUAUUAUAUAAGCAGAAACAGCAACACCAAACUUUCAUGAGCAAACAAGGUUGAAAACUUCAUCAGAGAUGGAGUUAGAUCAAGAGCUUGGAACUAAUGAGUUAUUUCAAGCUCAAUGCCACAUAUACAAACACAUGUACCACUACAUGGAAUCCAUGUCUUUAAAAUGUGCUGUUCAGCUCGGAAUUCCUGACAUUAUCCACAAACAUAACCAACCCAUUACCCUUACAGAUCUGGCUUCUCAUCUUCAAGUUCCUCCGAUAAAAGCUAACUGUCUGCAGCGCGUUAUGCGGGUACUGGUGCACUCUGGCUUCUUUGCUACAGCCAAAGUACAUGAGAAUAAAGAAGAAGAAGGUUAUGUUCUUACAACUUCCUCUAGUCUCUUGCUCAAAGACAGCCCCACCAGCUUGUCUGCAGCCGUUCUUCCAUUUUUAGACCCCGCUCUGAUAACUCCAUGGUUUUCUCUUGCUGAUUGUUUCCAUGGGAAUGAGCUCACAGCAUUUGAAACUUAUCAUGGAAUGAAUUUUUGGGAGUAUGGGAAGCAAAAUCAUGAGUUUAUCAAUUUCUUGAACGAGGCCAUGGCCUGUGAUUCUCAACUGGUGAGCUUGGUUGUUAAGGACCAUAAGGAAAUUUUUGAGGGAGUUGCCUCAUUGGUAGAUGUAGGAGGUGGAACAGGAACUCUAGCCAGUGCAAUUGCUGAUGCAUACCCUCAUAUGGAAUGCACAGUCUUGGACCUCCCACAAGUUGUUGCAGAUAUACAAGAGAGUAAAAGCUUGAAGUUUGUCGGUGGUGACAUGUUUGAAUCUGUUCCUUCUGCAGAGGCAGUUCUGAUCAAGUCUGUUCUGCAUAACUGGAGCGACGAGGCCUGCAUAAAGAUUUUGAAUCGAUGCAGAGAAGCUAUUGCAGGCUCAGAGAAGGGAGGAAAAGUGAUAAUUGUAGAAAUGGUGAUUAAUGACAAGAAAGAUGAAAGUAAUCUAGCAGAAACAAAGCUGUUUGCAGACCUGCAAAUGAUGAUUAUAUGCAAUGGAAGAGAGAGAAACGAGCAAGAAUGGGCAAGGCUUUUCUCGCAGGCUGGAUUUAGUAGUUAUAAAAUGACAGCUACUUGUGGGUUAAACUCCAUUAUUGAAGUUUAUCCGUAGGGUGUCACAAUUUUAUAUGAGGUGCUCCUUUGUUCCUUCAGGAUUGCUAAGUUGUUGAGCAAAUAAUUUGUAAUAUGCUUAUGUUAAUUAUUUAACAUAGAAAAUGACUUUUAUUUUGCGCUAGUUUAUGCGAUUUUUCGA
This is a messenger RNA of Manihot esculenta (cassava), 1398 nucleotides long. RefSeq names its product trans-resveratrol di-O-methyltransferase. Gene Ontology annotation, molecular function: O-methyltransferase activity; protein dimerization activity; S-adenosylmethionine-dependent methyltransferase activity. Lineage: Eukaryota; Viridiplantae; Streptophyta; Magnoliopsida; Malpighiales; Euphorbiaceae. The record is from RefSeq and is a predicted model, not a curated record. Bases 187 to 1257 code for a protein of 356 amino acids. The transcript is spliced from 2 exons. Gene Ontology annotation, biological process: methylation.